AUGAACACCACCACCGCCACCAUCGUCGCCGACAACACCGAAGAAGCCAAGCUGCAAUACUUGGCUAGCCAAUUGGCCGAGGGUCAACGCCAAGAGGCCUUGGCCAAGAGCCAGGCCGUCUACCAGAGCCAAGCCGCCUACGUUUUUGAAGCUCAGCUUCACUACCUUGCUGCCCAAUUAGCCGAGGGCCGUCGUCAGGCCAUGUACGAGAGCUACGGCCAAACCCAACUAGCCUACAGCCCAGCCACUCCAGUCCACGCCGCCCAAACCGCUCAACCCUACCCUACUCCGUCAGCCAGCCCCUUCGACUCGGCCUACGGUAGCCAAUGCGAAGACCGGCUGUCUCCUGGCUCUUCAAAUGAAAGCCAGGACAGUUACCCAGUUUGGUGCUAUACCGACUGGUACGGUCAGGAUUCGUCGUCUGACUACGAUUCGGAUGAGAGCAGAAGAAUCAGCCCGGUCCAGCCAUUCCCAUCAUGCAUGAAUGCUGAGCCGUUCAUAGAAAGACCGGCCAAGAAGGGAAAGCAGCAUCCUUUGAUGCCGCAUUCGAAUGUGGACGCCCAGCCCUUCUACCCGGCAGUAUUUUUGGAAGAGGAAGAACGGUGGAACCUGCAUUUGCAGUAUUAG
Molecule: messenger RNA, 627 nt
Organism: Bursaphelenchus okinawaensis
Lineage: Eukaryota; Metazoa; Nematoda; Chromadorea; Rhabditida; Aphelenchoididae
Source: the annotation of a GenBank genome assembly